AUGGCUUCAUUACACUUCUGUUCGGAAUGCAACAACCUGCUCUAUCCCAAGGCCGACCCCGACCGCCGCAUCAUGGUCUAUGCAUGUCGUAUCUGCGACUUUGAUGAGCCAGGAGAGAACAAGCUAGUCUACCGCAAUGACUUACUUACAGUCACAAAGGAGCAAGUCGGUGUCACGCACGACCUCCCAACAGAUACAACGCUUGCGCACGCGAAGAUGGUUUGCCCAAAAUGUGGGAAUGACGAUGCUGUCUAUUUCCAAGACCAGUCGAAGCGAAGAGAAACUCGGAUGAUACUCUUCUACGUCUGCACAAAAUGCAAUCACAGCUACCUCGAUCCAACGCUACCUACAGAUAGCAGACCUGAUAUAGAAUGA
Molecule: messenger RNA, 375 nt
Organism: Phanerochaete carnosa HHB-10118-sp
Lineage: Eukaryota; Fungi; Basidiomycota; Agaricomycetes; Polyporales; Phanerochaetaceae
Exons: 5
Coding region: 1-375 (124 amino acids)
Biological process (GO): transcription-coupled nucleotide-excision repair; maintenance of transcriptional fidelity during transcription elongation by RNA polymerase II; transcription initiation at RNA polymerase II promoter
Cellular component (GO): RNA polymerase II, core complex
Molecular function (GO): nucleic acid binding; DNA-directed RNA polymerase activity; zinc ion binding
Source: RefSeq, a predicted model, not a curated record